This is a messenger RNA of Penicillium chermesinum, 561 nucleotides long. RefSeq lists its product as uncharacterized. The record is from RefSeq and is a predicted model, not a curated record. NCBI's taxonomy places the organism in Eukaryota, Fungi, Ascomycota, Eurotiomycetes, Eurotiales, Aspergillaceae. The transcript is spliced from 2 exons. Bases 1 to 561 code for a protein of 186 amino acids.
AUGGGCAUGCUUCUAAUCGUUCAUUUGCAUGCAAAGAAGCAGGACGCAAGGGACUGGGAGCUACUUCGAGAAGUGCUCGCGAUCCUCCGAAAGGCUUCUAACGAAAGUGGUGGCUCUGUCGCUGCUGGAGCCGGCCAACUUUCUUGGGUCUUUGACAAUCGCACCAAGGAGUGGAGCCAAGGCUGCUCUUGGAAAAUAGUUAACCAUUUCUUACUUCGGAUCAACCUCGGUUGUUCCUACGAGUCCUUGAAGGCUCUGCAGGGACAGAACCAUGAGCAGGAACCUGAGAUCCCGAGGAUGGGGCCAAAUAAAAAUGCUUUCGAAACAGCCCCAGGCCAUAUAUCCACGCCUCCUACAUCUGACCUCGAUAGCGCAUCUACUGCUGUCGGCUUCAAUGAGUCUUUAGGCAAUACUCUAGGAGCUAACACGGCCGAAACUGGAGUCACGGGCAGUCACACGGGUCAGCCGACAGGGAAAUACCAUUUCUCAGUGGAUAUUCUUGCCAGUGUGGAUUUUGAUCCGUUAGGUUCAUGUCUGGAAGGUCACGGGCAGCAGGCAUGA